ACAACGAACUUCGAUAGCUCGAUUCCGUUGUUUGUUUUUGUUUGGUUUGAAUUUGAAACCGCAAUUCUAAACGGAGGAACAAACAAAGCAGCGUGCGUGCGUGAGCGUAUCUUAACUUGUUCUUAGCACUGUUUAUCCUCACGAUGUCCGAUUUUUCCACACCCAAGCCUAACAGAAGCAGAGUUUCAAAGGUGCCCCAAACUCCUAUCAAUAUUCCACCCUCCCCUUACAUGAAAAAGCUAGGAUUUGGAACCGGUGUCAGUGUGUUCCGAUGGGAUCGUUCUCCUCGUCCAGAUGCAGUCCGAUCCCCAUGGGCCCUGAAGAAGCUCAACAAGAGAGACAUGCCUCAGGUGUUUGAACAACGCCUGCAGAAGGAAGCUGAGCUGUUGAAGGGGUUGAAACAUCCCAACAUUGUUGGCUUUCGUGCUUGCGUCCCUGGCAAAGAUGGACGCAUGGCUUUGGCAAUGGAAAGCUGUGAGUCAUCACUCGCAGAUCGCAUUGAAGAUCGAAGAAAUGAUGAGGCUGGACCCUUUGAAUCUGAUACGAUUCUGAAGGUAGCUCUUGGUGUGGCAAGAGGCCUUGAUUACCUGCAUCGCCAGAAGAAGUUGUUGCAUGGAGACAUGAAAUCUUAUAAUAUCCUUAUCAAAAGAGACUUUGAAGAAAUAAAAAUCUGCGACUUUGGAGUGAGUAUGCCGUUGAAUGCUGAUGGGACUGUUAUCGACCCUGACAACUUUGUUGGGACUUCAGUAUGGAGUGCACCUGAAACAGCGGGGCUGUGUGAUGAACCUGUCUCUUCUAAGGUUGAUAUCUUCGCAUUUGGGCUUGUGCUCUGGGAAAUGAUAGCCCUUGAGAUACCCCACACAGAUGAUCUUGAAGAAAGCAACAUGGAUAUAAGCAUCACUGAGGCUGAUCUGGAGAACAGAAUUGGUACACGCCCAGCUCUUCCUCCUGUGGACCUUGACGAUGGAUAUAACGGAAUCAUGGAAAUUUUUUACUGUUGUACUGAAGAAGACCCCAAUUCUCGCCCAAGUGCUGAGAUGUUAGUGGAAUGGCUAGAAGAUCUGACAGGUGAGAAUCCGAUCAGUAUGGAUAAAAGCCAGUAAUCCUUCAAAAAUUUUUCAUCAAAUCAGUAUGGAUUCUUUUAUAUCUUACAUGUUAAAGACUUAUUGGAUGCAGGAUCAAAUAAUUUUAUUAAUUGGUCCUACUUUAUAUUGCCAAUCCUCUAAUCUAAUUUCUAUUUUAUAAUUUUAAAUCAUGUUUAACUAUUAAAUAACCGUGGAUAUUAUAUUUUAUUUAUUGUUGAUAGUGAAACAUUUUUUUAGCAUAUUGCAUGUGUGUAGGUUAUUGACUAGGGUAUAUUUUUAAAACAGCCAUGUAAAAAUCAAGGUUUAUUUCCUAUUUUGAAUGUUGAUGUACAAAAAUACAAGCUCAAAUCUGA
Molecule: messenger RNA, 1438 nt
Organism: Thrips palmi
Lineage: Eukaryota; Metazoa; Arthropoda; Insecta; Thysanoptera; Thripidae
Product: lymphokine-activated killer T-cell-originated protein kinase
Exons: 5
Coding region: 144-1103 (319 amino acids)
Biological process (GO): signal transduction; protein phosphorylation
Cellular component (GO): cytoplasm
Molecular function (GO): ATP binding; protein kinase activity
Source: RefSeq, a predicted model, not a curated record